This is a messenger RNA of Naegleria gruberi, 681 nucleotides long. RefSeq lists its product as uncharacterized. Bases 1 to 681 code for a protein of 226 amino acids. The transcript has a single exon. NCBI's taxonomy places the organism in Eukaryota, Heterolobosea, Eutetramitea, Acrasida, Naegleriidae. Gene Ontology annotation, molecular function: DNA-binding transcription factor activity. The record is from RefSeq and is a predicted model, not a curated record.
AUGCUCACCUUAAACUCAGUAGUGACAAUACAUCCAAUCAGUAUGAAGAGAGAUAGAUCCAAUACUAGUGAUUUGGAAUAUUCUGAUUGUUCGUUAUCCAAUGUAAAAACAUCCACUCGUAUUCCAAUUGCUCCAGACUAUACAUCAGCAUCAAGCCAAAACUCUGAUGAAAAUGGUUCGAUACUGAAAAGAAGUAGCAAACGUACUCGUAAAACAGUCAUUCUUGAUGAUAAUACAUCUUCUUCAAGUUCCAAUGAAGAAGAAUGCAAUAGCAAGUCAAGAAUGAGAUCAGUAGACUUGAAGAAUAAGUUUACAACCUCACACCAAUCUCAAAUCAUUCGAUGCAAUAGAACUAGUUCCAAUCAAAAGAGUUACAUUUGUUAUGAUGAUAUUAAAAAGCACUUUUUCCUUCCAGAGAAUGAAGCUGCAAAGCGUUUAGGGUGUUCCAAGAGCAAACUCAAAAGAAUCAAGACUAGACUCAAUAUUGAACGUUGGCCAUAUAGAAGAAUUCAAUCUCUGUUAAACCAAAAGUCAAGUUCCAAUAAGGAAAAUUCAAGAGCAAUCGAUUUGGCUGUUGAUUUUGUAUUGAAUUAUCCAAACCUGAUAACCAAAUAUUCCAAUGAAGACAUUUCGCUAAUAGCCAAACGUUUUGAUAGAGUCAAGAUUAGUAAUCUAUUGUAA